Molecule: messenger RNA, 2411 nt
Organism: Sabethes cyaneus
Lineage: Eukaryota; Metazoa; Arthropoda; Insecta; Diptera; Culicidae
Gene: gwl
Product: serine/threonine-protein kinase greatwall
Exons: 6
Coding region: 168-2411 (747 amino acids)
Biological process (GO): peptidyl-serine phosphorylation; intracellular signal transduction
Cellular component (GO): nucleus
Molecular function (GO): protein serine/threonine kinase activity; ATP binding
Source: RefSeq, a predicted model, not a curated record
AUAAAAAACGGCUUUUCUGAACGUAAUUGUAAUUUGUGCACUAAUAAACGUGAUUCGUUUGUGACAUAUGAAGUAGGGUAAAAGUCCAGCUCUUGAAGGGCAAGCAAAACUUCUAAGCUUUCUUUUUUGGAAAACACCGCUACAAAUAAUUUCCUUGUUCAACGGUCAUGGAGGAACAUCAUACUCCUAAGAAAAAGUCUCACACCAUGGAAAACGAUCCCAUCUUCAAAACUUUAGAGAAACUCACUGCACCAGCGAGCAACAGUCCAAAGGUACCUAGCAUUAAAGAUUUCUGUAUCCUAAAACCUAUAAGCCGUGGUGCAUUCGGAAAGGUAUUUCUGGGCUACAAAAAUAAUGACCAAAACAAGCUGUUUGCCAUUAAGGUUAUGCGAAAAUCAGAGAUGAUCAACAAAAACAUGAUUUCUCAAGUCAUAACGGAACGCAAUGCUUUGGCACUUUCCCGUAGCCCAUUUUGUGUAACAUUGUUUUACUCGCUACAGUCGAUAUCGUCUGUGUUCCUCGUCAUGGAAUAUAUGGUGGGCGGCGAUUUAAAAUCUCUGCUGGCUAUGUACGGAUUUUUCGAGGAAUCUGCAGCCCGUUUUUAUGCGGCCGAGAUUUGCUUAGCACUCCAGUACUUGCACAAACACGGCAUCGUGCAUCGUGACAUCAAACCGGACAAUAUGCUCAUCUCGGCUAACGGGCAUGUAAAAUUGACGGACUUUGGUCUCAGUCGUAUCGAGAUGAGUCGCGAUUUGGAAAUUUCGGAUCUGAUAAAUUGUUCGCCGAAUUUAAACGCUAGAACACCAGGGCAAUUGCUCUCACUUACAUCGCAUCUGUCGUUCGGAUCGCACGAAAAGCGUCAGCGGGAGCAAGUCGAUAAGGAACAAUUGCAGCGAUCAUCCGAGAAUGAAUCGGAAUGUUCGUUUUCAAACUCACGACAGAACGACAGCAAAAUGUCCGGUGUAAGUCCUUUCUUUUCAGCGGAGCAGAACGCCAGCAUGAUUGAGAGUGUGAGGGGUACCCACGAAUCAUUUAGUGACCGAGCGUCGGACGUGACUUCAUCGUACUACACAUGCAGCUCUAGUAUUGAGAGUAAUGGUAGCAGGAAAGAGGACAAAUCCAUUAGCAACAAAGAGAAUUUCGAAACCAACAAUAAACGGGCAAAUCCAAAAAAGAUUGGUAAGGAAAUGAAGGAUUCGUUUGAGUUUUUAGCGGCUCCUGGUCAAAGAUUUAAAACUGCUAUUAGUAACGAUUCGGGCGUUUCAAGUCGCAAGAGCGAUAUAUCAAAUAUUCCUGCUGAAUUAUCGUCAAUUGAGAAGGUAGAAUGUUCCAACAAUAGUAACAAAGAUGACUAUUCGAGUUCCGAUUUUUCACGUAGUUACAGCAUGAGCAACAUUAAUGAAUUCAGCAAUUCAAGACACGAUGGCCAUUCGCCUAUCAAAAACGGUAUGCGCUGUUUCAAAAGACCAGAAUAUUUCAGAGGAAUUAAACGAAAGCGGCAUCUGGUCAGCCGGGUUGAUUCACUAACAUCUGACCCUGAUGGCAGCACGACCAGCACUGGUCUGACGCAGGAAAUUGACGUAAUGGACAUCGGGAGCAGCACGCCUAAGAAGCGAAAAGCCACAUCACCGAUUAAAGGUGUCCUGAAGGUGCGAUCUCUAUCGGACGACGAAAUGCCAGUAAAUGUGAAUUUAGGGAAUGUUAUGUUCUCGACGCCGGUUUCUUCCCAAAAGAUACGCCGGGAAGCCGGCCCGCUGGAAAAACUGAAAAGUACCCGGUUUGCGCUGCCGUCGUCGGUUGAUAAGUCUCAUAAGGCGCAGGCAUUCCUAAAAAUCACUGAUGAAUCCGUCAUGUCUCCAAUUUGCACUGGAAUCUCCCUCUCGACCAAUGUAGAAGACACACCUAAAACCGUAAAGACACCAUACCGAACGCCGAAAUCGGUAAGACGAGCACCACUCGGUUCGGACGAACGGAUCCUAGGAACACCGGAUUAUCUCGCACCGGAGCUUCUUCUCCAACAAGGUCAUGGUCCGGCAGUAGAUUGGUGGUCACUGGGAGUAUGUUUGUACGAGUUUAUGACCGGUGUACCACCCUUCAACGACGAGACACCACAGAAAGUGUUCGAGAACAUUCUUAGUCGAAAUAUCGAGUGGCCUCAAGACGAGGAAUCACUCUCGAACGAGGCUGUUGAAACUAUCGAGCAACUGCUAGAGAUGGAUCCACUGAAAAGACCACAAGCUGACCACAUGAUGGUAAUGCCCUUUUUCGAAACGAUUGAGUGGGACAACCUGGAAGCGACCAGUCCGCCGUUUAUUCCGAAUCCGGAUGACCCACAGGAUACGGGCUACUUCGAGGCUCGCAAUGUGAUGCAGCAUUUGAAGCUGUCCAAUUUCGAUAUGGAAUCGUACUAG